Messenger RNA from Porites evermanni, 3111 nucleotides. NCBI's taxonomy places the organism in Eukaryota, Metazoa, Cnidaria, Anthozoa, Scleractinia, Poritidae. The record is from the annotation of a GenBank genome assembly.
AUGAAAGGUAUGAAGCCAAUAAGAGCCUCCCUUCCUUCAAUGGUUCCUAAUUUCACUGGCCGACAGAGCGAGGUUGAAGAGAUCAUUGGACACGUAACUUCCGAAUCUACCCGACUGGUGUCGAUCUGGGGUUCACCUGGGUUCGGAAAAACAUCAGUUGCAAUUGCAGUGGGACACGCGCUCCAGUCUCAAGGGCUACCUGUCUAUUGGGUCUCAUUACGGGGACUUCAGUCAAAAGCAGAUCUGACUUCAAAGUUUCUAUGCCUUCUAAGGCAACCAACCAUCAACAAUCAACCGUCCGAUCGGGGUCUGUCCCUUGACGAUGAAAUUUGCCAACUAUUCAGCGAAAUAUCAAAACAGUCUGUAUUCAUCCUUGAUAAUGCCGAUGAUUUGUUAGAAAGUGGUUGCCCAAAAGUGAAGGAAGAGGUCAUGCAACUUCUUGAAGAAAUACUCAGGCAAAACCCAAGGCUGACAUGCAUUGUAACCACGAGAGAGUCUCUUGAGUUUAUGGACAUUCAUUUUCAAGGCCAUCAAGGCUUAAGAAUAAGAACAUUAGAUAAAGCCUCUACACAAUGCCUAAUUCAUGAGUUACUUCCAAAUGCGAGCCCUGCGGAUUGCACAGAAGUCGCGCAUAUCUGCGGGCAAGUUCCUUUGGCCAUAAAAAUAAUGUGUUCUUUGAUAUCUGAAGAUAAUGCUUUACCACGCCAUUUUCUAGAUGAUUUCAAGGCGUCCUCUACAGAAAGUAUCGUGAGCAUGUUGGACAAUCACGAUUACCCGGCAAGCCAUCGAUUACAGUUCAUUUUUGACUCCUCUUUCCAGAGACUUACUGCACAAGAACAAGAAGCACUAAUUUCUUUGAGCAUUCUCCCUGGGAACUUCACUACUGAGGUCGCUGCGGCCGUUUUAGGCACCAAAAGUGGUUUUCAAACCAAAAGAAUGUUACAAAAUUUUCGGAGGAAGUCACUGAUUGAUUCAGGCUCUAAAUCGGGCACUUUCACGAUGCACAAACUGUUGCAAUCAUUUUCGAAAGAGAAAGGAGACGCUGAGAUGAACAAGACGAUUCUCAAUGCAAAGGAAUGUUUGAAUGCAUUCUAUGUCUCGCACUUUGAUAAACUAAAUGAACAAUUUCUCACCGGGCACUCCAUGGAUGCAUAUAUUGCAUUUUAUGAGGAUAAGGAAAGCAUUAUUCAAAGCAUAGUAGAAGGAUGUUUUAACUCCAAAACAGCCGACACUGUCUUUGAAAUUUUGGUCAAGGGGGAGUUGUUUCUUGACUCACUUUUUUGGACAGCGAGUGAAAGUAAAAACUUUGAUGACAUAUACGAUGCCGCCAUAAAAGCAGCCAACCUGCAUGGAAACGAAAAAUACCACAGGCAGCUACUUACUUCCAAAGCUUUCGCUGAAGCAACCUGGGGAAGUAGAGGAAAGACGAAUCAGCUUCUCUCUGAAGUGAAAGUUAUGCAAGCAGCAUCUUGCCUUGUUUCUAAUCAGGAAAAAGGCAAAUCCUUCUGCUAUUUAGGAAUCUGUUAUCUUACUGCAGAAGAAACGAAGAGUGGAGUCCACUGCCUACAGCAAGCGUUUUCAUCACUGGAGACUUGCAACGACCAGGAGUCGUUAUUUCUAAAGUUUCUUAUUCUUCAGAUCCUCGUCUGUUAUUAUCAGUCCCUAAAUGACUUCUACAAUGCACGUUACUACUAUGACAAAUCACUACAUCUGUCCUCUGCAGUAGGAGAUUGCAAGCUGCUUAUUAUUCCGCCGAUGAAAAGCAAAGCACAAAAAACUACAAAUGAAAUGCAGUUUAAAAUGGACUCAACCAUUUUGCUGAAUCAACCUUUCGAAUUCCAAUUUGUCUGUCUCUUAAGUGAAGCUACAAAGGUUUUCGCUGACACUAAAACCAAACAAAAUACAAGCCAUAUCCUUCUUCAAAUGUUAGAGUGUGUCGAAAAAGAUCUUACACCUUCCACGGGUUUGCUAACUUUUCACACAGCUGUGGUAAAGCUGCUCUGGAGUUCGAAUAGUGAAGACCCUGAAAAACUAUUUUGGUCAAGAAUAAAUUAUCAUGAAAAAACACUCAAGCAAUGCAAAGAAACUUUCCCCAAAAGUCACAGACUUUUUCAAAUACAAAUUAAAGCGCUUGUGGACUGCUACUUAAACUUGUGUACAGUUUACAACAACAGAGGAAUCUAUUCGGAAGCUCUUCAGUCAUACAACCGAGCGCUAAGCACAGCAACAAAGUACUGUGGAGAAGAACAUGAAAGCACAGCUGACAGCUACAGGCAACUUGGUGUAACACAACGCAACAUGCACGACGACAGAGCAGCUCUACAAUCUCACCAGCGCGCAUUGGCUAUCCGUAUUAAACUAUUUGGAGAGGAACAUGAAAGCACUGCUGACAGCUACAGGCAACUCGGUACAACACAAAACAAAAUGCAUGACGACAGCGCAGCUCUACAAUCUCACCAGCGCGCAUUGGGUAUUCGUAUUAAACUAUUUGGAGAGGAACAUGAAAGCACUGCUGACAGCUACGGGGAACUCGGUGUAACACAACACAACAUGCGUGACUACAACGCAGCUCUACAAUCUUACCAGCGCGCAUUGGCUAUCCGUAUUAAACUAUUUGGAGAGGAACAUGAAAGCACUGCUGACAGCUACAGGCAACUCGGUGUAACACAAUGCAACAUGCAUGACUACAGCGCAGCUUUACAAUCUCACCAGCGCGCAUUGGCUAUCCGUAUUAAACUAUUUGGAGAGGAACACGAAAGCACUGCUGACAGCUACAGGGAACUCGGUGUAACACAAUACAACAUGCAUGACUACAGCGCAGCUCUACAAUCUGAGCAGGAUGCAUUAGCUAUCCGUAUUAAACUAUUUGGAGAGGAACAUGAAAGCACUGCUGACAGCUACAGGCAACUCGGUGUAACACAAUACAACAUGCAUGACUACUGCGCUGCUCUAGAAUCUCACCAGCGGGCAUUAGCUAUCCGUCUUAAACUGUUUGGGGAAGAACACGCAAAAACCGCUGAUAGCUACAGGCAAGUCAAGAUCACUCAAGACGCCCAACGAAAGUUUAGAGCAGUGAAAAGAACAAAGCGAAAAGUACAAAAAUAUGAAUAG